This is a messenger RNA of Scaptodrosophila lebanonensis, 1157 nucleotides long. RefSeq names its product transcription factor A, mitochondrial (gene TFAM). The transcript has 2 exons. The coding region runs from base 135 to 1004 and encodes 289 amino acids. The record is from RefSeq and is a predicted model, not a curated record. Lineage: Eukaryota; Metazoa; Arthropoda; Insecta; Diptera; Drosophilidae.
GAUUUCUUUGCCGGCUCACUUUACGUAAAGUUUUUGCUAUCAGUUCAACAAGUUGCCUGUGCAUAUUCUAUCAAAAGUUCAGGAAGCAAGGGAACAUAGUAAGGAGUCUGCAAGAAGCGCAGAACCACAUAAAAAUGAUUUUCACUACAACGAUGCUUUCCCGAGGCUCUCUCAUCGGCUCGCUAAUCAACAAAGUCAGGCAAGUUGUCAAAAAACAACCCGAUAUACCCGAAAUCAACAAAAAUCUCCCACCUACGCCCACACACAUUGCCUCCACAUCAACAAACAUCAACAGACCGGUAACCGCGGCCAGCAUUAGCAACAGCAGCUCCUUGCAGCAAUCCAAAACACUGGAGGAGCAGGUUGGUCUCCCGCGUCGUCCCAAGAAGCCACUGACUCCGUAUUUCCGCUUUAUGCGAGAAAUGCGGCCGAAGCUCAUAGAAAAAAACCCCACUAUAUCAGCCGUAGAUAUCGUGCGGCAGCUCUCAAAGAGUUGGGUAGGUGUUGACCCCAAGUUGAAGGAGCGCCUGCAGUCAGAGUACAAAAAGGAACAGCAGGUCUAUGUGGAGCAGCGCUCCAAAUACGAUGCCAAGCUGACUGAUGAACAGCGAGCUGAAAUCAAGCAGCUUAAGCAAGACAUUAUCGAUGCGAAAGAGCGCAAACAGUUGCGCAAGCGUGUAAAAGAACUGGGACGCCCCAAGAAACCAGCAUCUGCCUUUUUGCGUUUUGUGGCGAGUGAACGCACGAAUACACCACAAACAACACAACAAACGUAUCGCGAUUGGCACCAAAAAGCCACAGCGAAAUGGAGUCGUUUGACUGACGAAGAGAAGGGUAUAUACAUGCAGGAGUCGCGAAAGGAGCUGGACCAUUAUAAAAAAGCGAUUGCCAUUUGGGAGGAGAAAAUGAUACGUCUGGGACACAUGGACGUGGUGCGCCAUGGCAACCUUAUUGAACCGCCAGAGCCGAAGCCGCGCAAGUCCCAGGCAGUUAAAGAUAAAUAGUCGCAAGCGCCAUUGCCAUCACAUUUUUGAAAUCAUAGUGUCAUGUUUGCGAAUCAUUUAACGUUAAGCAGAAAAUUCAACAUUGAAUUGCUCCUACAGUGGACAUCAUUUUGUUAUUACGGCUCAAUUAAAGUUUUGAACAAAUGUUCUCGA